Molecule: messenger RNA, 456 nt
Organism: Drechmeria coniospora
Lineage: Eukaryota; Fungi; Ascomycota; Sordariomycetes; Hypocreales; Ophiocordycipitaceae
Exons: 1
Coding region: 1-456 (151 amino acids)
Source: RefSeq, a predicted model, not a curated record
AUGGCCAAGCAAGGUGGGCUCGUGACCUUUGGAUUUUCUGAUAAUGGCAGCAAGCUCGCGCGACCAUGCCGGCCCCAGACAAUCCCGCCUCCUUCCGACAGCCGUCCGAUGAUUUUCGGCCAGCUACUCCGAAAUGUUUUCGUGGAUGACGAUGACGAUAUUCUCGGGCUCAUCGACGGAGAAUUUGCCCACGCCGGACCAACACAGUCGUCCUCCAUCCGCCACGGUGGUUGCUGCCUGACACGACAGCCAUGUGCCGGCGUCUACAAGGGCGAAACCGGCUACCGACAUGACUUUCGACGAUGGAAGGGCGGAGAAAGAGACGGACACCGCUUCUUUCUUCCCACCUACUUGCGAGAGAGCUGGCCGACCGGUCACUUCUGGCUCAACCAUGCCGCUAGAAAGAGCUGGGCCAUUGAUGUCAUCUACCGGAAAUACCUUGGCGAGUGCAACUGA